AUGGAGAUGAAGAAAGAGGGAGGAGGAGGACCAUGGCCAUCCUCGGGAGCUGCUUCUCCCUUCACCCCCACCUGCUACAGGAGCAUGCUCGUACUCAUCGUCCUCUUCUUCCUUAUUAUUGGUGUACUUGUAGGCCUUGCUGUAGCAUAUCUUGUGCAGGAGCAGCAUUACUUCAUGGAGACAGUGGAGCUGAAAGGACUGAAGUAUGACCCAGUUCUACGGGAUGAGAAUUCCGGUUUCUCCAUAAUGCUGUCCUCAGUUUUGAAGGCUAAGAUUAAAAACACCUUCACUGCCUCAUCUAUAUCACAUCACUAUGCUGACUGCCGUAUUGUUGCCUUUGGUAACAAUGAUGGUAAUGUGAUGGUGACGUUCAAGCUGGUGUUCUGGGUGUCCAAGAUCCAGCAGUAUUCAGACACCUUUCUACAGGACUUGCUGAGAGCAGGCCUCAACUCGGCAAUGCACGGCAAUCCUCUGGAGGUGCCGGGGUUCGGACAGAUCAACACCAUCGUUUUACUCGGAGCCAGUGGGAAAUCAUUUUAUACUAUUGGAGAGGAUAUGAUUGCCAGGUGUCCUGAUAAUACGUUCACCUGUGAUAGUGGAGAGUGUGUCACCAAAGUAAAUCCAGAGUGUGACUCUAUCCCCGACUGCGCUGACGGAUCCGAUGAAGCUCACUGUGCCUGUGGUCAGCGUAUGGUCCCUGACAUGGUGAAUCGUAUUGUGGGCGGUGAAGAUGCUCGUGAAGGUGAACUGCCUUGGCAGGUCAGCCUGAGGCUUCAUGGACAACAUAUCUGCGGAGCGUCCAUCAUUAACGAGCGCUGGCUUGUCAGUGCAGCGCACUGCUUCGAGGGUGAAAACAACCCCAAAAGCUGGAAAGCCUUGGUUGGGGCAAGACUUGUGAACGGCGAGGAGUCUGAGUCCAAAAUCAUCAAUGUGAAGUCCUUACUUUCAUCUCCUGAUUAUAACCCUAUGACCAAUGACAAUGACGUGAGCGUGCUAGAGCUGGAGACUCCGAUUACCUUCAGCCCCUACAUCCAGCCCGUAUGCCUGCCCUCCCUGUCUCACGUAUUUGCCCCGGGGCAGAGCUGCAUCGUGUCAGGAUGGGGCGCGCUCACUCAGUUUGACUUUGAUGGGGCGUCCACACUUCAGAAAGCACUGGUGAAAAUCAUUGAUUCCAAGGUGUGCAAUAAAUCGUCUGUGUACAGAGGUGCUGUUACCCACAACAUGAUGUGUGCUGGAUUCCUGCAAGGCAAGGUGGACUCUUGUCAGGGCGACUCUGGAGGGCCUCUCGUGUGUGAAUCGGCCCCAGGACGGUUCUUCUUGGCUGGGGUGGUGAGCUGGGGUGUGGGCUGUGCCCAGAUCAACAAGCCUGGGGUUUACUCUCGGAUCACCAGGCUCCGCAGCUGGAUCCUCGGACACGCAGAUCCCAGCAUCGUCCAUGAUUACACCCAGCGUGUAACUACUCCUGCCGUUCCAAUAACAGAGAAGACCCCCAAUAACCCACCAGUACCCAGGACUGUGACCGUAGACGUGUCGCCAUCAAUUCAACUAUCUGUGGUGAAUUGCAGCGGAAACUUUCAGUGUGGUCCCAAUAUGUGCAUCAGCAAGCUGAACCCAGAGUGUGACAGUGUUCCCGACUGCCCCAAUGGGGCCGAUGAGAGAAACUGUGACUGCGGCGUGCGUCCCGCAUUGGGCUCCCAUAGGAUUGUGGGUGGAGUGACGGCUCGUCGGGGAGAGUGGCCGUGGAUUGGCAGCCUUCACUACCAAAGACUUCAUCGCUGUGGUGCAACACUCAUUCACAGUCGAUGGUUACUGACUGCAGCCCACUGCUUCAAAAGUGACUCCAGUCCCAAUAACUGGGCUGUGAGCCUGGGAUCUGUGCUGCGCUCUGGGCUCGGAGCCCUUGUUAUUCCAAUCCAGAGAGUGAUCCUUCACCCUGCUUUCAAUGGCACCAACAUGGACCAUGACGUGGCUCUGCUGGAGCUGGCACUCCCAGCGCCCAUGUCUUACACCAUCCAGUCCGUCUGCCUUCCCUCGCCUGUGCACAAUUUCUUGACUAAUGCAGAGUGCUACAUCACCGGCUGGGGAUCCAUGAGAGAAGGAGGUUCAUUAACCAACCUCCUCCAGAAAGCUGCAGUGAACAUCAUAGACCAGAAAGAGUGUCAGCAGUCGUAUGGAAAUGCACUGUCUUCCAACAUGAUGUGUGCUGGACUCAUGGGUGGAGGCAGAGACACCUGUUUGGGGGACUCCGGUGGGCCGCUGACCUGUCGUCAGCUCUCCGGCCAGUGGUUCAUUGCUGGAGUGACAAGCUGGGGACACGGAUGUGGCCGAAUUGGUUUUCCCGGGGUCUACACUCGUGUGACGUCUGUCAGGAAAUGGAUAUCGACAUACGUGCCUUUUUAA
Messenger RNA from Salarias fasciatus (jewelled blenny), 2400 nucleotides. RefSeq names its product transmembrane serine protease 9 (gene tmprss9). The transcript is spliced from 15 exons. Lineage: Eukaryota; Metazoa; Chordata; Actinopteri; Blenniiformes; Blenniidae. The coding region runs from base 1 to 2400 and encodes 799 amino acids. The record is from RefSeq and is a predicted model, not a curated record. Gene Ontology annotation, biological process: proteolysis. Gene Ontology annotation, molecular function: serine-type endopeptidase activity; protein binding.